Messenger RNA from Rhizoctonia solani, 477 nucleotides. RefSeq lists its product as uncharacterized. NCBI's taxonomy places the organism in Eukaryota, Fungi, Basidiomycota, Agaricomycetes, Cantharellales, Ceratobasidiaceae. The record is from RefSeq and is a predicted model, not a curated record. Bases 1 to 477 code for a protein of 158 amino acids. The transcript has a single exon.
AUGGCCCAACAUGGACGACAUGAAGCUGCACAAUUGUUCCACGAGACAGCUCUUUCGAGCUUCGAGCCCCAUAAUGUCGAGUCCGAGCCAAUGGGGUGUUCCAUAACCUACGGGCUCAAGGACAACCUCGUAUGCUCCAGCCCCCUCGAGAUGCUUAACAAACUGACAGCCGAAAUUGACAUUUUGGACGACCACGAAAUCGAAGCCACAUUUACCACGGUUGCUGAAGGGCCUAAGGAUUAUUAUACGCCUUUCAUGUCUCCCUUUGCCAGCCCGCCCGCGCACAUCAUGGAGAUCUUCGUUUGCAGAGAAGAAACUACCCUAUAUGAAAAUGUCGCCACCUAUCCCUAUGGUACACGACCACCUCUUACCCUUGAUCGAGACUUGUGCCACAUGCCUAGCCCGGGUCUUACCGAGAUAAUUAAUUAUUGCGAGCCUGCAAUCUCUGAAUCUAAUGUGCAUACGGAACUUCUUUAA